UUUUCGCUGCAUAAAGCUGCCCGUGUGUUUGUCAGUUGGGCUAUGGGGCUGUAGUAGGGUUGCUACGUGCCUUUGUGCACAAACGGCAUCCGCGUUAGAUGGCCUGCUGAGUAUAGGACCGAGCGGUCGGAUUCGCAGUGCGGGAGGAAAAAGGGACCGAGCUCGGUUCGCGAAGAGCAGCGGGAAUGCGGCGCAGGAUGGCGGGCAGAGCCGUUCAGGCGCUGGGCUGCGGAGCUCCGAGAAUCAUGCGGCUGCUGCUGCCCGCAUCCUCCACCAACACCGCGGCUCUCCCCUGGACUACGGAGAGCGGCGUUAACGCGAGGCUUCGGUCUACGUCGUCCAUUUCGAGCUACACGGAGUUGGCUAGAGAGAGAUCGAAAACCGUGACUUCUUUUUACAACCAGUCCGCCAUCGACGCGUCCGCUGAGAAGCCUUCUGUUAGACUCACACCGGGCACCUUACUGUAUGCAGGCAAAUCUCCAGAUGGAAACCAUAUCCUGAGCAGUGCCAGGUACUUACACAAAGAACUGCCUGUGCGUAUCGCUCACCGUAUCAAGGGCUUUCGCAGCCUGCCUUUUAUUAUUGGCUGCAACCCCACCAUCCUGCAAGUGCACGAGCUUUACAUCCGAGCGUACCACAUGCUGGUCGAUUACCCGGCGAUUAAAGACCAGGAAACAGAGGCUCGCUACAGCAAGCUUGUUCAGCAGCUCCUGGAUGACCACAAAGAUGUGGUCACCAUGCUUGCUGAAGGCUUCAGGGAGUGUCGAAAGCACAUCCAAGAUGAGACGCUGGUCCGAAAUUUCCUAGACACAACCCUGACAUCACGUCUGGGCAUUCGCAUGCUGGCUACACACCACUUGUCCCUCCAUGAGGAAAAUCCUGACUUUGUGGGGAUCAUUUGCAGGCGUCUGUCCCCUAAAAAGAUCAUUGAGAAGUGGGUGGACUUUGCACGACGGCUCUGUGAGCACCAGUAUGGAAACUCUCCCCGCGUUCGAAUUAACGGUCACGUGGCGGCACGCUUCCCCUUUAUCCCUCUUCCUCUGGACUACAUACUGCCUGAGCUGCUGAAGAAUGCCAUGAGGGCCACUAUGGAAAGCCACUUGGACACCCCUUACAACGUACCAGAUGUGGUGGUUACUAUUGCCAACAACGAUACUGACUUUGUCAUCAGGAUCUCUGAUCGUGGUGGAGGCAUUCCACACAGUAUUCUGGAUAAAGUGAUGGACUACCAUUUCAGCACAGCUGAGGAGAGCACACAGGACCCACGCAUGAGCAACCUCUUUAACACCAUGACCAACAGCGGCCCUCAGUCUGGCCCCAUGCAUGGGUUUGGUUUUGGUCUACCCACCUCUCGAGCGUAUGCUGAAUACCUGGGAGGUUCCUUGGCCAUCCAGUCCAUGCAGGGCAUUGGCACUGACGUAUACCUGCGUCUGCGCCACAUCGAUGGCAAGGGAGAAAGCUUCAGAGUGUGAAAGGCAGUUUCUUGUUCUCAGUGACUUUGCCAAUCACAACCAAGUGUUUUUGAGGGUUCAUACGUUCACAGAGGCCUGGAUGCACCACUUCUUUCAAGAUUAGACACUUAUCCCAUGUCUCCUACCAAUGUUCACUAGUUCUGCAAAGUGUGCUUUUCUUUUACCCCAUCACCCAAUGCCCCUUUUACAUUUCAGUCUCUUUUUGUACAUUUUUUUUUUAUAUCUUGCAUGAAUGUGUCACACAGUGCUUGGUUAUGUCAUGGGAAAUCAUGGUAAUUGUCACAUUUUUCCCCUUAAGUUAACAAGUUCCUAAUUAUUUAAAUGUCUUGAGGCUUGCUUUGGUCAAAACACCUCAAGGGUCCAAUGCUGAAGCACCCAUCUUCACCCUGUCUAAAACCACCCUGUUCAAAGUGGCAGGUUUGAGUGCCUGUUUCUUGAACUGAUAACGAGCCACUAUUUACCCCACCCUUUUCGUUACUGUUCUUUGUUACACAAAUUCAAAGACUACUUGUGAGCUAGUUAGCCUUUCAUACUUCACCUCGAGUCUCUUUCCAUUGUUAUGUUCAUUUUACUUUUCUGCAGUUUUGCCACUAACAUUUGGCAGUUACUGAAACUUUGAACCAGUCCUGUGUUGUACUGACCCAGGAGUCUGUAAAGCAGUCAUGCGCAAGAUGAUUUGCCAAAAUUUUUCAUUAUACAGUUAUUUUGCUUACAUCAAUGCAGUCAACACAAUGCUAGUGGUUCCAGUACCACAUUUUGUUUUAAUUAAUAGAUUGAGAUGUCUUUCCAUCUCGCACUGGAGGGGAACACAAUCUGAACAUAUGUAUGAUAUAUGACAAGCUAUCAGAUUUGGACACCCCAGAAUGGACAGAAUUGUCUGUGUAUUUCUGGGUUGAUGGGUACUGAAAAAAGUGAAUCUUUCAUAGAGUGUCCCCUAUAAAAUUAAUGUUCACUGUGAGGAGAGGGAAAAAAAACUUCCACCCUAGAAACUUUCAAGGACAACCACGUGAAAGAAGAUUCCUCCUCUCUCACACACUCCUGGUAAAAGAUGCAGUCUUGCUGACACUGACUUGAACUCUCAACACUUGGUUUGCCUUUUGGAUAGUGAUUGAACUCAGAACACCUCAUAGCCAUUUCCAGUGGCAGAAUCUGAGGGAACCUCUGUGUGAACGUCGAAUAAACACUGACCGUCGUUGCAGAUACUGGUCAUCCUCUUGGACGUAAACUUGAGGAGACUUCCACUGCCUUAUGGACAAAUACAGAAUUGACGUAUUCUGCUCUCGUUCAGCAUCUGUCCAGUGUUCAAUCAUGCUAGCUUUGAUGUUUCAUGUAUUUACCACACCAGACUAAGAUUUUAUGCAGCUUCUAUGUUUGGCAUGGGUAAUCUGUUUGGCUUGUUGACCCAACGUAAUGAAAAUGCAGGGUUUUUUCUUUCAUAUAAUUUUUUGUAUGUUAUUUUAAAAUUGUCUUGUUUGUUGAUCUCUCCAAGAAUAAGAUUAUUAUUAAAGGUACAUUUAUAAUGAUUAUGAUAUUCAGAAAUGUUCAGCUCUCUUCUGAAGAAAUGUUUGACGGUUAGGCUGGGUUAGAUUUAACACAUUCCAAAAGGGGUUACAGAGAUUGUGGUCACAUGACAGAUUCCUUCUAAGGUGUCAUGGGAUUAAUGCAAUAUUUAGUUACUGCAGUAGGUAGAAAAACUUAAAGACCUGUCCUGUUUUUUUUUUUUUCCAGAUUCACCUCUGCAGAUCUACUGCAUUUGUAGCAUGCAGUAUGUUGCCACAGGCAAAACUGGCUUGAGACACACUUGUAGGUUAAUAGGUGGGUACUUAAGUGAAACCCUGCAUGUUUUGAGUCUACACAUUUUCUGUUGUAGGGAAAAUGCCAGUGACUAGUAAUCAACCGUUCAGUAGAUAAACGCAAAAGACAAAGUUUAUGAUAGAAAUUGUUUUCAAAAAUACAGUCCGUUAUCAAUGAUCAGGUGUGUUAUGGGUUUGUACCUGUGUAUGGUGGUUCAUGGAUGAGGAGAUUUCAGAUAUGCCUCCCUGAAAAGCUGUAUGUUAGUCUGCACGCAUGUGCUAAGACGUUGAAGGAGUUCUGUUGCCCAAGUUUGCCCUCUGCUGGGUAAAAAUGAGUAUUGACUUAGACUCUAUUAAAGCUGGUGGAGUCGGGGGAGGUAAAGUGAUAUUGUAGAUGAAUGUUCUUAAGUGUAAUGGCAUUAGAGAAAAAAAUACUAACACGCACAUGUUAACAUGUUUGGUGUACAUACAUGGCCAAAUUAUGGCAUGAGGUGUCCAGAAUGAUACGAAGAAUGGGAUCAUUUUAUUGGAUUUUUGUUAUUUGUUGUUGGCUUUGUUUUGUUUCCCAAAUAGAUGCCAAAUCUGCAUAGUUUUUUUGACAUUAUAAAAUUAUUAUUGAGAAGCAGA
Molecule: messenger RNA, 3892 nt
Organism: Astyanax mexicanus (Mexican tetra)
Lineage: Eukaryota; Metazoa; Chordata; Actinopteri; Characiformes; Acestrorhamphidae
Gene: bckdk
Product: branched chain ketoacid dehydrogenase kinase
Exons: 11
Coding region: 186-1472 (428 amino acids)
Biological process (GO): regulation of glucose metabolic process; protein phosphorylation
Cellular component (GO): mitochondrion
Molecular function (GO): pyruvate dehydrogenase (acetyl-transferring) kinase activity
Source: RefSeq, a predicted model, not a curated record